UAUUCGGUGAGGCCCUGUGCUCGGAGGCGGGCGGUUUCUUCGAAUUAUGUGGAAAACAGAAUCAGAUUUUGUGACACAAAUAGACGGAAAAUGUUCCCUCUUUUCCGUAAAACAAAAGACGAAAAAACAAAACAAAACUGCCCUGAAUAAUAACUGAAGAAACGUGAACUACAGUAUACAGUACGGUACUAGAUCUAGGAAUUAAUAGUUCGUAACAUUUUCUUGUAGUCGUGACUUCGGUCGGAAAGCAAGAGUUUGUCAUGUAGCCUAAAUAAAAUGCCAAUUUUGCUGUAUCGUUGUGGUGAGUAAAAGCAGAGUAAAAGAGACAUGGACCAGAAAUGCUACGCUUUAGGUUGAUUGAAGAUUUCGCUGAGGAUUUAUUUGAAUGUGAGAACGAAAAAAUACAACGUAAGAAAGCGACGCUGUGAAAACUACAAUCAGCAACUACAUCAAGUCAAGAGAAAACAAAGAUAAGCCUGUAAGUUAAUCAGCCAAGGGUUUCUUUCUGUGAAGGAAAUCGUUGGAGAGGCAGACCAGUUCUUACCGUUAUCACAAGGAAUAGGCUACGGUCGCUGGACGAAAACUUUGAAGAAGACAAAAGAAAAAAGAAAUCAGCAACCCACAAAGUAUCAGAGAGUUCGGACUUACCUACUUCGAAAAAGACAAAGAAUAUUUAGAAAAGGAAAAAAAAAGAAAAGCCCAAGAGACUGAAUUCGGAUUUUUGGAUUGUGAAACAGUUGCGAGACUAAAGUGUCGUGUGACCCGACUGUGCCUAACUUUUUGUGUCGUGUGAACCAGCUGUACCUAACUUUUUGGUGUCGUGUGUGACCCAGCUGUACCUAACUUUUGGUCUUGAUCGCCGUUGGAGGCCGGUGUGAAGAAAGGAGUUGUGACGUCACAUUUGAACUGGUCUUCUCUUCUCAUGCCGAGUGUUCAUUCUGAUGAGGACAAGGGGAAGCUCACCGGCGAGUUUAAACAAUGGUGUAUACAAUUGGAUGGAGGAGGCGCUGUGCCGGAGCCCCUGAUGAAAUUGAUUGUCAACGAGGAUCUGAAGCAAAAGAAAAGGCAAAUGGAAGAGGCCACGAGAUCUUUGCAGCAACAGCAGACGACGCAUCGCGUACCUUCUUCUUCAUCGUCCUCAUCACCAUCAAGUUCACCACCCCAUGCAACAGACUCUCUUCAUCAACAACAGCAGUCGCAGCAGUGGCAGCAACUACAGCAACAUCGUCAACGCCAGCAGCAGCAGCAGCUAGGGGAGAUAAGUCGGGACUCUCAAGCGACACUGACCCCACCACAGCAAGUAUCAAACGUCUCAAAUCCUCAACAACAAUUACAUAGUUUACGCACGGGAAGUUUGCCCGUUGGUAACACACGAGUGACCCCACCACUCAGACGCCAGAUGGCCGUAGACUUGCCGCAAUCCUCCAUGCGAGCUUAUAACCCGAAUUUAGAACAUUUCAUCGGCUCACAAAAAUUGCAACAGAAGCCGCCGAGCACUGUGCCCUCGGCUGAUGUCUUGUUCCCCUCUCAAAAUCCCUCGGGAAGUGGCUCGGCCAAUGUUGCUCGUGUGCGAAGUGAGCCCCCUCUUAGAUACGAAUAUUCCAUGGAUACUUCAACGAACAGUACUUACUGCAACAUGGACACACCUACUGGUCUCGCGUCUAUGGGAUUUAGCACCAACCUCGCUCCAGUAUCAUCUCGUGGUCGGUCGCUUAGCAACCCUAUGAGCAUGGCUAGUGCGAGUAGACCGCUCCAAGCUGCUUCACAAGCACCACCAUCUAGGAAUACCUUAACCAAUCAACAGCGAGGGAAUAUGCUGUCACAGUCUUUGACCCCGCCCCCUGGAAGCCAGCAAGCAGCUGUGGCAAAUAGGCGUCCGAUUUCCCACCAGUCCGUGGGUCUGUUCAGCGGAAGUGCCUUGACCGGUCGGUCCUCGCUAUCUGCUAUGAAUCUCCCAAUCACUGUGGAGGACAGCAGUUCUUCCGAUGACAACAGCUACCCAGAACAGCCGCUGUUCCGGUCGGCUACGAUCCUGUCCCAGAAAAGGACCCUCUCCGACCCAGCUUUGCAGAUGAACCUGAAGAGGACCCCGUCGUCCACCGCGAUGGCAGGCAUGUCCUCUACCACCUCCACCACUCCCCUCCACGCAGCUGGCCAGCAGCAGCAGCAGCAGCUUUCCUUCCCCCUUGGCCUUUCAGCCCCAUCUUCUUCCAGCGUGACCUAUGACCCGCACACGACCUUGAGCAACCUGACCAAUGUCCACUGUUUCAGUGCCACCCGUACGUCCAACACCCCCUCCCCAGCCCCUUACAGUUUUAUCCCCGUGGGCCAGGAAUUAGUGGGAGGUGCUAUGGCCUCCCCUGCCCCAAGCUCCGCUCACUCCCACCAGCCAAGCACCACCCCUUCGUCUUCAAACACCCCAUCCCCCGCCCCACUCCUGUCCCUGACCUCAUUUCUGGAACUCUCAGCCUCUUCCCUCCCAUCAACCACAAGCGAUGAAGGCCAAGGUCACACAAGUCAAACUCUCUCGGGCGUCCCAAACUUUCUGCAGGUCCCUCGGGGGUCCACAUUAGCCAAUCCCUGUACUAGUACUGGACUGAGUGCUUCGAUUUCUGAACCCAUCCCUGAGUGGUACUCCUUCCUGGCUGACCUUCAAGACGGUGGAAUGUCCUUGACAUCUCGUCACGGUGCCUCUUCAGGUCAGGGCACCCCAAAUGCCUUGACCCCGAGGCCAGGCGACCAGCCCGCCACCCCAGAGUCUGCGUCAUCGUCCUCUUUUAUGAAUGUGCCAAACAUUAUAGAAGACCUCCUCGAUGACAGCCCAAACACUUGACAACGACUGGCGACAACAGCAACGGCAGAAACCAGCGGAAACACGCUCACUGCAGCUCGUCCCCCUACAACGACCACACUCGCACACACACACCUACACACUCUCUAGCACAUGUAUGUAUACAAGUGCACAUCCAACAAUCUUACUGAGCCCAACUAGUCUUGCCAGUUGAGUUGAGCUGAGUACCAUAAUGGCUUCCAUCCUGAAUACCCAAAGCCAAAAGACAGUGUGUUGUUGAUCUUGUUGUUGUUUACGGACAUAGGAGCUUCUCGCGUGUGACUGCUGUUGGAUGCUUUUGUUUCUAUUCUCAACCUCUUUGUGCUGUCGAUCCCCUGACGCACAGGCCCUCUAUCUGCUUUCCUCCCUGGAGCAGUGGUAGACUUUUCGUCCCGCGUUCUCUCUCUCUCUCUCUCUCUCUCUGGGGUAGCGGAAUUGUCUCUCUUGGAUCUCUCUUCCUGGAGGACGACCGCACGAGAAUCUGUGGUGGAACGGUUUUACAAGCUGUUGGCCGUUGCACUCACAACACAGAGGACGCGGGUUCGAUUCCCGCUUGGAAGAGUAAUAAAACUCAAUCAAACAUCUCCGUCUGUCUGCUGGUUGGAGCAGCGCUGUAUCCGACUCAGCACAGCAGACUGGCCCCUGACAUGCAGGGUUGCAGAAGCCCGCCUCCUAAAUCGGUGUCGACGGAAGCGGAUCACUUUUACAAUCGAAACGAACUGUCUUGUGCCUUGCUUUUAUCACGGCCUGGCGUACAUUUUGAUUAUAAGACUGGGGUAGAGGCUCCCUGGGACUUUGAGAUUCUUCUCCAAUCACGCCGUUUGUGGCUUCUCUUUGUUAUGGAUGGACCCUCUCAUAUUGUAGACCUGGAUUUCAUCGACAAGUCACAAGCUAGGAUUAUUUCUGAUUUCAUUUUGGACUUUUAUUAUUUAUUUGGACCGUACCAGAAACACUUUUGUCCCCUCGGACAGAAGAGAUAUUAUCACCUGCUCUUGAAUUGGAACCUGCGCCCUUUUGGAUAAUAAAGAACAUUUUGCUCACUUUUCCACGAAUUCCCUUUUGGGACAGUUUAUCUGUCUGAAAAGUUCGUACAUCUAUGUACAUGAAAGUGACAAUUUUUGGACAAUGUUUUCAUCUGGAUUACCUAUCACAGUGUGACAGCUAUUACUCAAGACCCGAUUUGAAUCGGUACCGAAGAAAUCAUCCACUCUGAUCAUUUGCCAAGAGGGUUCAAGAAAGAUAUCAAGAUACUUUUGGUAACUGGUGAAGGUUUAGAGUUAAAAGGAAAGGUAGACUGUCGAUUAAAAAUGAUCCUUUGUACAUUACAGAUUCCUUUUCAUUGGCUGUAUAUCAAUAUCAUGUUGAAGACAUUUAAAUUCAACGUUGUCGUGGCUUUUUUUUUGGGGUGGGGGGGGGGGGGGGGUAGACAAUACAAAGCAAACUUCUUCAAGAAAUAUUAAAUACGCAGGGGGGGGGGGGGUUAAGGAUGGAAAUUAUAACACUUGAUGUACGACUGUCGUGCCCUCUGUUGAGCAUGACUGGACCAUCUGGGCUAUAUCUUAUAAGAUGAUUUUCUACAUCAGAAGCUCAAUUCAUAUAAAUGAUGUAUACAGAGAGAGUGGAGGGAAAAAAAAAGCACCAGAGCUUUUUGUGGUAAUCUUUCUCAGUCAGUGAACGUGUGUGUGUGUGUGUGUGUGUGUGUGUGUGUGUGUGUGUGUGUGUGUGUGCGCGAGUAUGUGUGCCCUAAUAAUAGCUGAUCAUGUAGGAGCCAGAAUAAUCUUCUCUGUUCUCCGAGUGCGCCAGGAAUGAAUGUCCAUGAAUCUACUCUGUAAACGCAGUUUUGUUUCGAUGAGACAUUUUGUACAUUUGGGUUAAUAAUUAAUUUAUUAUUUCCGCGACCUUGUUCUCAUUGUGCCAGUUCUGUUCUUUGAUUUUAUUGGUUGAAAUCUCAAUCUAGUCUCGGGAUCAUCCCACCACAGUUUAUAGUUGUUUAUAAAAUAUAUAAUGGACCAAUCGUGGGUUUUUUUUUACUUGUUCCCUGACAAAUGGCAUAAAUUAUUUUAAAAGUUGGAACUACCUGUUUGAUUUUCACAUUGUAAAAAUUUCUCCCUUCACAACCUUCCUACUUUUGUAAGAUUUUUCAUAUUUCUGCUUAUGUUGCAUUUGUUUGAGUUAAAAUCAAUUAUUUUGAUAUACUCUAUUUUGCGGAACAUAAAACUGUACGCUUCGAAAUUCGCCACUCACACUUGCUGUGCAGGGCAAAGAAAAUUUACCGCAUAUAUGUUUGAAUAUUGCUCAACUUUUGUACUCUAUUUAUGAUAAGUACCGAAAUCCUCAAAUUUUUAUGAUGCUACGAUUAUAUUAAACAUAUAUAUAUUAUAACAGUCUGAUUAAAGCAGAAUUAUGUGCUUCAACAAAA
This is a messenger RNA of Aplysia californica (California sea hare), 5249 nucleotides long. Its product is annotated as nuclear pore complex protein DDB_G0274915. Gene Ontology annotation, biological process: regulation of DNA-templated transcription. Gene Ontology annotation, cellular component: nucleus. Lineage: Eukaryota; Metazoa; Mollusca; Gastropoda; Aplysiida; Aplysiidae. Gene Ontology annotation, molecular function: DNA-binding transcription factor activity. The record is from RefSeq and is a predicted model, not a curated record.